AUGCUGCCGCUGCUCGUGCCGCUGAUGGGCCUGGCGCUCGCCUACUUCGCGCUGCUGGACGGCUGGUACCUGCUGCGCGUGCCGUGCGCCGUGCUGCGCGCGCGCCUGCUGCGGCCGCGCGUGCGGGACCUGCUGGCCGAGCAGCGCUACUCGGGCCGCGUGCUGCCCUCGGACCUGGACCUGCUGCUGCACAUGAACAACGCGCGCUACCUGCGCGAGGCCGACAUGGCGCGCGCCGCGCACCUGGCGCGCUGCGGGGUGCUGGGGGCGCUGCGCACGCUCGGGGCGCGCGCCGUGAUGGCCGCCUCGUGCGCGCGCUACCGCCGCUCGCUGCGCCUGCUCGAGCCCUUCGAGGUGCGCACCCGCCUGCUGGGCUGGGACGACCGCGCCUUCUACCUGGAGGCGCGCUUCGUCAGCCGGCGCGACGGCUUCCUGUGCGCGCUGCUGCGCUCCCGCCAGCACGUGCUGGGCGCCUCGCCGGCGCGCGUGGUGCAGCACCUGUGCAAGCGCAGGGUGGAGCCGCCCGAGCUGCCCGAGGACCUGCAGCACUGGGUGGCCUACAACGAGGCCAGCAGCCGGCUGCUCCGGGCCGAGAGCGGGCUCCAGGAAGACGUGGUCAAGGACCAGUGA
This is a messenger RNA of Pipistrellus nathusii (Nathusius's pipistrelle), 630 nucleotides long. The record is from the annotation of a GenBank genome assembly. NCBI's taxonomy places the organism in Eukaryota, Metazoa, Chordata, Mammalia, Chiroptera, Vespertilionidae.